GCGCACAAGAAGGGGACGGGCUCCACGAAGAACGGACGCGACUCGAACCCGCAGUACCGCGGCGUGAAGAAGUACGGCGGCGAGCAGGUCGUCACCGGGAACAUCAUCAUUCGCCAAGUCGGGAACAAGGUGCACGCGGGCCCGGGCGUCGGCACUGGGAAGGACUUCACCCUGUUCGCGCUCAGAGACGGCGAGGUUCUCUUCAAACCGGGCGCGAACGGCAAGAAGACCGUCCGCAUC
Messenger RNA from Micromonas pusilla CCMP1545, 240 nucleotides. RefSeq lists its product as uncharacterized. The annotation marks the transcript as partial. Gene Ontology annotation, biological process: translation. The record is from RefSeq and is a predicted model, not a curated record. Gene Ontology annotation, cellular component: cytosolic large ribosomal subunit; ribosome. NCBI's taxonomy places the organism in Eukaryota, Viridiplantae, Chlorophyta, Mamiellophyceae, Mamiellales, Mamiellaceae. The transcript is spliced from 2 exons. Gene Ontology annotation, molecular function: structural constituent of ribosome.